Molecule: messenger RNA, 588 nt
Organism: Aureobasidium melanogenum CBS 110374
Lineage: Eukaryota; Fungi; Ascomycota; Dothideomycetes; Dothideales; Saccotheciaceae
Exons: 1
Coding region: 1-588 (195 amino acids)
Source: RefSeq, a predicted model, not a curated record
AUGGCUCAGAAGGAGAAGGCAGCUGACGAGGCAACCGAGUCCAGUAAUUCUUGCAUUUCUGACCAAGUCUCUCCACCUGGCUCCACUAUUGAUGUCCUCGCAGAUCGCUUGGGUACCAUUGAGGAGCAUCUCGCCGACAUCAAGAAGACCCUCGACAAGUUUGAACAAACUCUCGAACAAACUUUCAAGAACAUGAACGAAAAGAUGGACAAAGUCUUUUCAGAUCUCUGUGAGGAAGUAAGGGCAUUUGGCAAUGAACACUCGCGACUUUCUCAAAGCGGCGACUUCUCUCGCAGCGAACCUGGCGCUCCUCCUUCGUCAAGCGUCCUGCUCAUCCCCCGUAGAAACUUCGACAAGCAAGCACCUUCCAACCCAGUCCCUGUUGGUCACCCCGCAUAUCUCUUUGUCGUUCUAUCUGGCUCAGGUUCUACGCGUCAGUUUGGCUAUCCUGCUGUCGGCUGUGAGGGUGGCAGCUUUGUCACUGUCAGAGGCUUGGAGCUGGCCAGAUUCGAUGAGGACGGCGAAGUGUUUGACAUGACACCUAGCGAUUCUUUCAUCGGUAACUUCUUGGAAGAUGUUGAUGUGUGA